Messenger RNA from Acipenser ruthenus (sterlet), 956 nucleotides. Its product is annotated as CD276 antigen-like. Bases 106 to 936 code for a protein of 276 amino acids. The record is from RefSeq and is a predicted model, not a curated record. The transcript is spliced from 4 exons. Lineage: Eukaryota; Metazoa; Chordata; Actinopteri; Acipenseriformes; Acipenseridae.
UUUUUUUGUAACACUAAACUUAAUACUGUUCGAUUUUGUAUUGGUAGGCUAUUAAGAAAAUAAUGAUUUCAUUUCAGGUGAUGCAUUCAGCCCGGACUCUGGACUAUGAAAAGACUGAUCUCUUUACUGCACGUGAUGCUUUUGAUCCAGACUUAUGAUGCAGUUACAGUGCCCCGGUCUCCAGUGACAUCACCUCCCGGCAGUGAUGUCACUCUCAGCUGCUCUUUCUCCUAUAAAGCGGGGGCUGAUCUCGGGAAAGUGGUGGUUACCUGGCAACGCCGUGACUAUCGGGUGGUCCACAGUUUCUAUUACGGUCAGGACCAGCUUGCUCUGCAGAAUGAAACCUACAGGAGUCGGACCCAGCUGUUCCCAGAGCAGCUCAGUGUGGGGAAUGCCUCCCUCAGACUGAAACAGGUGCGGGGUGAGGAUGAGGGCUGGUACACCUGCGCUGUCACCAACCAAGUGGAGAGCACCAGGGGAGACGUGCGCCUCAUAGUGGCAGCUCCAUACAGUGAGCCUCAUGUACACAUUGACAUCAUGGAGGGUCGUGACCAAUAUGCUUUGACCCUCUACUCGAGAGGGUACCCCAGCGCUACAGUGCAGUGGCUGAAUGAGAUAGGAUGUGACAUCACAGAGCACAGCAAGACUAGCCAAUCCCUGGACAGCAGAGGCCUGGUGGAGCUCAGGAGUCAGAUGCUAGAGCAGAGAGAUGAGAACGCAUCCUACACCUUCAUCCUCAACAACACAAAACUGGAUCAAGUUAUAAUCAGAAGCUUUUCUGUUACGAAAAACACAGGUUCAGAGAGGUCUGCUGCUCUGAUUGCUAGAAGUCAUCUUCCUUUACUCAUACCCAUCCUACUGCUAGUGUUGACAACAACAGCACUGAUAGCCUUGAAACAAGCUGGAGUGAAGAGCCGUGCUGGGAGCUCACCGUAAUGCUUUACUGGCAUGAUGAA